UUUCACGACAGCCGUUAAACGGGAGCCAAUGUCGAACAUUUUGCAGAAUCACCAUGGCGUUGAAAGAGACUGCUGGGUUGUAUGAGACUCUAAAAGCUGAAUGGAACAAGAAAAAUCCAAACCCGAAUAAGUGUGGAGACCUUUUGAGCAAGCUCAAGGUUUCUCUACUGGAGCUGAAUUUUUUACCUACCAAAGGAUCUGGUAUCACCAAGCAGCAGCUUAUUUUAGCUCGCGAUGUCCUUGAGAUCGGAGCUCUGUGGAGCAUCCUCAAGAAAGACAUUCCAUCUUUUGAGAGAUACAUGGCUCAACUGAAAUGUUACUACUUUGAUUACAAAGACGAGCUGCCUGAAGCUGCCUACAUGCACCAGUUACUUGGGCUGAACCUUCUCUUCCUGCUCUCACAGAAUCGUGUGUCUGAGUUUCACACAGAACUUGAGAGACUGAGUGCACGAGAUAUUCAGACCAACGUGUACAUCAAACAUCCCGUUUCCUUAGAGCAGUACUUGAUGGAGGGAAGCUACAACAAAGUAUUUCUGGCUAAAGGCAAUAUCCCUGCUGAGAGUUACACCUUUUUCAUUGAUAUUCUGCUUGAUACCAUUCGGGAUGAGAUUGCCGGUUGCAUAGAGAAGGCGUAUGAGCAGAUCCAGUUCAGUGAAGCUACCAGAGUGCUUUUCUUCAACUCUCCUAAAAAGAUGACCGAGUAUGCCAAGAAGAGAGGAUGGACUCAGAACACAGAUGGCUGCUACACCUUCACCAGUCAGCAUCAGCGAACAGAAGAAGUGACCAUACCCUCCACGGAGCUGGCACAGCAGGUCAUCGAAUACGCACGACAGCUGGAAAUGAUUGUGUAAUCCGCCCCCAGGAACACUCAACCGUGUACAGACGCACUCGGAUAAACACGCCACCGAUCCAGGAUGCACCCAGUCAGCUCAAACACUGUUUCACCAAAGGAUGCGACUUCUUCUAUUACCAGGGUGGAUGAUUUAUGUUCCAUAACUCAAAAUUAAUUAAAAACGUGUUCCUCCAGUUUUCUAAAAUAUAUCUGCUGGUUCUUGUAUUUUUUUUUUUUUUUCUUUUCACUUUCAAAUGUGGAAAAGCAACCGCAACCCAUCUGUCUUUAUUGGAGAAAUGAUAAGGGUUUCAUUAAUUAUCCUUUUCCAAGAUAUUUCUGUUCUAAAUUAAAGGUAGCAUUAAAAAUAUUGAGAUUACGACUUGAGACCCAACAAUUACCAAAAAACUUUGGACUUAGUCAUCACCUACAGUCAUCUUUAUCUUUUAAUAGCAUUUGUAUACAGAGUUCAGUCCUUAAUCCUGGUUUUUAUCCACAAUUAAAACAUUUGUCGUUAAAACUUGUUUGUUUUCUCCACUUGGUUUUCUGAUGCAGUUCUUUGCAAUAAAUGAUUUUCAAAAGGAGAA
Molecule: messenger RNA, 1416 nt
Organism: Nothobranchius furzeri (turquoise killifish)
Lineage: Eukaryota; Metazoa; Chordata; Actinopteri; Cyprinodontiformes; Nothobranchiidae
Gene: psmd8
Product: proteasome 26S subunit, non-ATPase 8
Biological process (GO): proteasome-mediated ubiquitin-dependent protein catabolic process
Cellular component (GO): proteasome regulatory particle, lid subcomplex; nucleus; proteasome regulatory particle
Source: RefSeq, a predicted model, not a curated record